Molecule: messenger RNA, 3929 nt
Organism: Panthera uncia (snow leopard)
Lineage: Eukaryota; Metazoa; Chordata; Mammalia; Carnivora; Felidae
Gene: ANO1
Product: anoctamin 1
Exons: 25
Coding region: 40-2964 (974 amino acids)
Biological process (GO): chloride transmembrane transport
Cellular component (GO): plasma membrane
Molecular function (GO): chloride channel activity; protein dimerization activity
Source: RefSeq, a predicted model, not a curated record
GGCGCGCCGCCCGGCCGGCCGGGCGCACAGGCGGCCGCGAUGAGGGUCAACGAGAAGUACUCGACGCUCCCGGCCGAGGACCGCAGCGUCCACAUCAUCAACAUCUGCGCCAUUGAGGACAUCGGCUACCUGCCGUCCGAGGGCACGCUGCUGAACUCGCUGUCCGUGGACCCCGACGCCGAGUGCAAGCACGGCCUUUACUUCCGGGACGGCAGACGCAAGGUGGACUACAUCCUGGUGUACCACCCCAAGAGGCCCUCGGGCAGCAGGACCCUGGCCAGGAGGGUGCAGCACGGCGACGCGGCCCCCGCAGCCCGCGGCACCAGGCAGGACCAGCCGCUGCCGGGCAAGGGGGACGUGGGGGCGGCGGGGGGGCCCGAGCCCCCGAUGGACUACCAUGAGGACGACAAGCGUUUCCGCAGGGAGGAGUACGAGGGGAACCUCCUGGAGGCCGGCCUGGAGCUGGAGCGGGACGAGGAGACUAAAAUUCACGGGGUUGGAUUUGUAAAAAUCCACGCGCCCUGGAACGUGCUGUGCAGAGAAGCCGAGUUUUUGAAACUGAAGAUGCCGACGAAGAAGCUGUAUCACAUUAACGAGACCCGUGGCCUCCUGAAAAAGAUCAACUCCGUGCUCCAGAAGAUCACGGACCCCAUCCAGCCCAAGGUGGCAGGGCACAGACCCCAGACCACAAAGAGACUGUCCUACCCCUUCUCCCGGGAGAAGCAGCACCUAUUUGACCUGUCUGACAAGGAUUCCUUUUUCGACAGCAAAACCCGAAGCACGAUAGUCUAUGAAAUCCUGAAAAGAACGACGUGUACCAAGGCCAAGUACAGCAUGGGUAUCACCAGCCUGCUGGCCAAUGGCGUUUACUCGGCCGCCUACCCCCUGCACGAUGGAGACUACGAAGGUGAAAACGUGGAGUUCAACGACAGAAAACUCCUGUACCAAGAGUGGGCGAGUUACGGGGUUUUCUACAAGUACCAGCCCAUCGACCUGGUCAGGAAGUACUUUGGGGAGAAGAUCGGCCUGUACUUUGCCUGGCUGGGCGUGUACACCCAGAUGCUCAUCCCCGCGUCCGUGGUGGGGAUCAUCGUCUUCCUGUACGGAUGUGCCACCGUCGACGAGAACAUCCCCAGCAUGGAGAUGUGUGACCAGAGACACAACAUCACCAUGUGCCCGCUGUGCGACAAGACCUGCAGCUACUGGAAGAUGAGCUCGGCGUGCGCCACGGCCCGGGCCAGCCACCUCUUCGACAACCCCGCCACCGUGUUCUUCUCCGUCUUCAUGGCCCUCUGGGCCGCCACCUUCAUGGAGCACUGGAAGCGGAAACAGAUGCGGCUCAAUUACCGCUGGGACCUCACCGGCUUCGAGGAAGAGGAGGACCAUCCCAGAGCCGAAUAUGAAGCCAGAGUUUUGGAGAAGUCACUUAGGAAAGAAACCAAAAGCAAAGAGAAGCGCCGGCAUAUUCCAGAGGAGUCAACAAACAAAUGGAAGCAGAGGGUUAAGACAGCCAUGGCGGGGGUGAAAUUGACAGACAAGGUGAAGCUGACCUGGAGAGAUCGGUUCCCAGCCUACGUCACCAACUUGGUCUCCAUUGUCUUCAUGAUUGCCGUGACCUUCGCCAUCGUCCUGGGAGUCAUCAUCUACAGGAUCUCCACCGCAGCCGCCUUAGCCAUGAACUCCUCCCCGUCCGUGCGGUCCAACAUCCGGGUCACGGUCACGGCCACCGCGGUCAUCAUCAACCUAGUGGUCAUCAUCCUCCUGGACGAGGUCUACGGCUGCAUAGCCAGGUGGCUCACCAAGAUUGAAGUCCCAAAGACAGAGAAGAGCUUCGAGGAGAGGCUGAUCUUCAAGGCUUUCCUGCUGAAGUUCGUGAAUUCCUACACCCCCAUCUUUUACGUGGCUUUCUUCAAAGGCAGGUUUGUCGGCCGCCCGGGUGACUACGUGUACAUUUUCCGUUCUUUCCGGAUGGAGGAGUGUGCCCCAGGGGGCUGCCUGAUGGAGCUCUGUAUCCAGCUCAGCAUCAUCAUGCUGGGCAAGCAGCUCAUUCAAAACAACCUGUUUGAGAUCGGCAUCCCGAAAAUGAAGAAGUUCAUCCGCUACCUGAGGCUCAGGCGCCAGAGCCCCCCCGACCACGACGAGUACGGGAAGAAGAGGCAGCGCUACGAGGCGGAUUACACGCUGGAGCCUUUCGCCGGCCUCACCCCCGAGUACAUGGAGAUGAUAAUCCAGUUUGGCUUUGUCACCUUGUUCGUCGCGUCCUUCCCCCUGGCCCCACUGUUCGCGCUGCUGAAUAACAUCAUCGAGAUCCGCCUGGAUGCCAAAAAGUUUGUCACCGAGCUCCGCAGGCCGGUGGCUGUCAGAGCCAAAGACAUCGGAAUCUGGUACAAUAUUCUCCGAGGUGUCGGGAAGCUGGCGGUCAUCAUCAACGCGUUCGUGAUCUCCUUCACGUCCGACUUCAUCCCUCGCCUGGUGUACCUGUACAUGUACAGCCAGAACGGGACCAUGCACGGCUUCGUCAACCACACCCUCUCCUCCUUCAACGUCAGUGACUUCCAGAACGGCACGGCCCCCAACGACCCCCUGGAUCUGGGCUACGAGGUGCAGAUCUGCAGGUACAAGGACUACCGGGAGCCCCCGUGGUCGGAGCACAAGUACGACAUUUCCAAGGACUUCUGGGCCGUGCUGGCAGCCCGGCUGGCCUUUGUCAUUGUCUUCCAGAACCUGGUCAUGUUCAUGAGUGACUUUGUGGACUGGGUCAUCCCAGACAUCCCCAAGGACAUCAGCCAGCAGAUCCACAAGGAGAAGGUCCUCAUGGUGGAGCUGUUCAUGAGGGAGGAGCAGGGCAAGCAGCGGCUGCUGGGCACGUGGAUGGAGAAGGACCGGAAGAAGGAUGAGCCCUGCAACAGUCACGGCCCCAAAGCCGGCCUGGACAGCCCCGAGUACCCCGGGGGCGCCCUGUAGCCGCCCCUGGCCUCCAGGCCGCCGGGCCCCGGGGCUCCUGUGUUCGCGGAGAACCUGGAAGCCCACCUUCUGAUAGGACAACCUCUUCCUGUCUUCUUCUUCUGUUUUUUUUUUUUUCUCCUCGUUUUUGCACAAAACUGUUACGCAGGGAAUUUUUUUUAUCUUUAGUAUUCAAGGAUAAUCAAAAUGAUCGCUGGGGAUAGGGUGAUAACACGCGGGAAUGCGGGCGCUUUGCAGAAACACUUCUUGGGGACCGUGGGUUUCCUUUGCAGCGGAACGUGAGCAGAGGCCUCCAGAAAGCGUCUUUUCUAACCCCGCCUGAUGCCUUUAGAGAGGUGAAAAGGUGUCCCAAAGCAUCGGGGCAAACGCCGUGCGGUACUGGAGGGAGAAUGGAAAAAUGAGCUUGACGCCAGUCCCAGAAGGCAUCACCUGCCUCCGGGUCGGAAAAGUCCGACGGCUUUUCAUCUUCUGUUUCCGGUUAGUUCAGAAACCGAGUCACUGUGGCCAGAAAGAGGUGCCUGUGAGUUUAGAAUUUGCUCUUGGAGCACAGCAGGGCUCGGGUGUCCCCGAGGAAGGUGACCCGCACCUCCGGGGUCCCCACCCCCACCGCCAGCCACACACCUGCCCCACCACCACGAGCCGGCCUCAGAACGGUCCUCUUGGUGGGACAGAAAGAAAAAGAAAAGAAAAGAAAACCGGGUCGACAGGAAAACGAGCAGAGAGAGAGGACCUCGGAGGCAUUUCUAAAGACGGCUUCAGGUUUCAAGACGUCUUAAGGCAUCGGGAAAACAUUUACAGCUUUAGAAUAUUUAUUGGGUUUUUAAUCAAUUCUAUGGUGGAUGUGAGGGUUUUUUCUGUAGCUCAAACGUGGAAGGAGUUUAUUAGUUAACCAGAUAUCAUUGAGAGGAAUUUAAAAUACUGUUACUACCAAAGAUUUUUAUUAAUAAAGCCUUCUAUUUUGGUAA